Messenger RNA from Setaria italica (foxtail millet), 1460 nucleotides. RefSeq names its product atherin-like. The transcript has a single exon. The record is from RefSeq and is a predicted model, not a curated record. Lineage: Eukaryota; Viridiplantae; Streptophyta; Magnoliopsida; Poales; Poaceae. The coding region runs from base 170 to 1177 and encodes 335 amino acids.
GGCCCACUCCUCCCCCACCCUACCCUCAGGUCGCCGGCGUCCCGGUGGUGGUCGUGUCUUUUCCCAGUGGGAGCGAGCGAGCGCAGAGGAAGUAGCGGGUGGGAGAGGUGCUUGCUUUGGCGGCUUGCUAGGCGUAGCUGCUCGGAUUGGUUGGGGGGGUAGGUUGGGGAUGGAGAGGAAGGGAGGGUGUUGUAUCGCGCCCAGGUACGGCGCCGCCGCGGGCGGGCAGCAGGCGGGGGCGGCGUGGCAGAUGGGGAGGAUCAUGCUCAAGUUCAGGCCGAUUGCGCCCAAGCCGGCGGCGAUGGCGCCCGUCCCGACCCCGGCGCCCGUGCCGGCGGCGGCUGCAGGGGCGGGGAGGGGGAAGCGGAAGGCCGUGGGCGGGGGUGGUGGAAGGAGGGGGCGGAAGCCCAAGAGGGCCGCGACCGUCGCGCAGGUAGUGGCGCCGGCGGUUUCUGCUCCUGUGGCACCGGCGGGGUUGCCGGUGGGGGAGUGCAGGAAAGACAAGGACUGCGAGAAGGAGAAGUCGUUGUCGUCUCGGUCCUCGUCCUCGUCGGGCAUGACGUCCGUGGACUCGUUGCCGCAUCUGCCGCCGCCGCAGCAGCAUCACCAGCCGACGACGCUGCCGCUCAUGCCCGUGUCGCCGGGUGGAAGAGAAGGCUACCGUUGCUGCUGCGACGGUGGAGCCGUCUGCGGUGGGCCGCGCCCGGCGCGGAGCACACCCGGCGCCUCCGCUGGGCGCUUUCGUACAGUGCCGGCGGCUACCUGGGUGACGGUGGAGGAGUUACCGCGGACGUGCCGCGACGGGGAGGAGGCGCCGUCUUCCGCGGCCCGCAUCGGGCCGGGCCCCGACGGCGACGCCGCCCCGGCGUUCGUGUCGGACCAGUGGGGCCGCGUGACGUGGUCGAACGCCGCGUUUGCCCGGGCGGUGUCCGCGGACGACGAGGCCGGCGCCUCGGCGCCGGCGGUGGCGCUCGCCGGCGCGCUCCCGGCGUGGGGCACCUGCGCGGGGUUCACGUGUCGGGUGCGCGUCGUCCGGCACGCCGCCCCGCGCCGCGCCGGCGGGUCCUCCGUGGUGGCCCCCUGCGACGUGUGGCUGCUGGACGCCGCCGGCUGCUACCUCUGGCGGCUGGACCUGCAGGCGGCGCUCACCCUCGGCGGCCUUCCCCUGAGCGGCUGAGCAGCAGGGCGCGGCCGCACCACCCUAUCCGAAGCGAAAGGAAUGACGGAGUACGCCUCCCUCGUACGGAGGCGUAUUCUAUCGAGCGAAUCGAGGCAUGCGUUGUUUACUGAUGAGUGAUGAGUGACGAUGUGCGGUAGUAUCUGAUUCAACCGGAGUAUUGCUAGCCUGGUCGGGCCCAAUUAAGCAUGUCGAGGCCAGAUCAGGUAUACUAAUUGUGGAUUAGUUUAGGGCUGGGGAGAGAGUUGAGAGUUGCAAGAAGAACCUGCAAGUGUAAGAAAAA